Messenger RNA from Portunus trituberculatus (swimming crab), 707 nucleotides. RefSeq names its product NADH dehydrogenase [ubiquinone] 1 alpha subcomplex subunit 11-like (gene ND-B14.7). The transcript has 3 exons. Gene Ontology annotation, biological process: mitochondrial respiratory chain complex I assembly. The coding region runs from base 69 to 536 and encodes 155 amino acids. The record is from RefSeq and is a predicted model, not a curated record. NCBI's taxonomy places the organism in Eukaryota, Metazoa, Arthropoda, Malacostraca, Decapoda, Portunidae.
GGUUGUCGCUUUGGCAUGUUUUGGUAGAAACUCGUCGGAAGGCCAUCUUAGGUCAAAUUUGAGGAAGUAUGGGCUACGAGGAUCACCCAGACGGAGAGCAAUGCUUCCACAAGAUUGCCACUGUCACCAAGUACUCAGGGUUCCUGGGCGUGGUGGCAUCAACAUUUGAUGUACUGAUGCUGAGCAAGACACAAGGUUAUGUGCCAACCCUUGUCUGCUACAUCAGGAGCACAGUUCCUGCAGCAGCUGCUGGAGCUACCUUUGCUGCAGUGACAUGUGUCUCCACUACUUUUAGGGGCAAAGAUGAUAAAUUCAACUAUUUCUAUGGUGGAGCAUCAGCGGGUGGAAUUUUUGGAGUUGCCGCACGCUCCUUCCGGGUGGGUGUGCCCCUGGCAGUUUUCCUGGGUUUCUGUGCCACUGUGUACAAGGACUCUAAGGACAAUGGCUGGAAGGUUUUCCCAACUGGUAUUAAGCAUGAGAUGGGAAUGAUCGAUUCCUCUGCGAAGUAUGAUUUCACAUUAACAAAACCAAGGUAAUUUUGGGAUUGGUAUCAUUCUUCAAAUUAGUUUAUUGUAUGAUUAUUGUUAAGAUGUUUGGAGGCAUACCUCUACAGAGUACAUGCUGUAAACUAGGUCUUUUGAUCUUCUGAAGAUCGCAUGCAGGCUGUAUUACCAUAUAAAUCUUGUAAAUAAAUUUUCCCAUUCAGA